Passer montanus (Eurasian tree sparrow) is the source of this 551-nucleotide messenger RNA. RefSeq names its product V-type proton ATPase catalytic subunit A-like. The record is from RefSeq and is a predicted model, not a curated record. Gene Ontology annotation, molecular function: proton-transporting ATPase activity, rotational mechanism. Lineage: Eukaryota; Metazoa; Chordata; Aves; Passeriformes; Passeridae. Gene Ontology annotation, cellular component: lysosomal membrane. Gene Ontology annotation, biological process: proton transmembrane transport; ATP metabolic process. The transcript is spliced from 2 exons. The coding region runs from base 219 to 524 and encodes 101 amino acids.
GUCACCCGCGGCAGCUGUUGACUGCACACAGUGCCACACCCGCGCUGGCCCUGCCACCGGAGCCAGCCGGUGUCGCCCCGCUGUCCCCGCGGUGUCCCCGGGGGUGGGGACGCCGCCGUUGGCCGCGCGCGGUGCCACACCCGCGGUGGCCCUGUCCGGUUGUCGCCGGCGCCCGGGGCCAUUUAACGGCGGUGGCAGCGCGGCGGGGAGGGGACAGCAUGGAGGGGACACGGGGGACGCGGCUGGAGGAGCGCGAGAGCCUGGUGGGGGCCGUGCAUGGCGUGUCCGGGCCCGUGGUGACAGCCACGCGCAUGGCGGGGGCGGCCAUGUACGAGCUGGUGCGGGUGGGACACGCGGAGCUCGUGGGGGAGAUCAUCCGGCUCGAGGGGGACAUGGCCACGCUCCAGGUGUACGAGGAGACCUGUAUCCUGUCCCCGCUGUCCCCUCCCCGCCACCGCGCUGUCCCUCCGGCCGCCCCGCCCUGUCCCCGCCGUCCUUCGCUGUCCCCUCCCUUCUUCCCCUGAGCCUGUGUCCUGUCCCAGCCUGCUCUG